AAGUUUAUGCAGCCGAUGACAUAAGAGCGUGUGCUCCCUUUCUCUAAGGCUAAGCCGAUCCGAUGCAGAAAGAUGUUAUGGCGUUGGCUGUGGAGUUUCAGCCGUGGAGUGAGAUCACCUGGAGGAGCGGUUGCCGGCCUUUUCCGCUCCCGUCUUCAGGAGGGGGAAUCCUUGCUUCUCGGCCAGGAGUCUAAGCAGACGGAUAACAGUUGGCAUGGCAAGCAUCAGCAGCACAAAACCUUUGGAAACAGGAACGUCUACUGCUACACUCCAUUAGAAGCCUUUACUUGGAGUACAUUGGCUGUUCUUGCUUUGGAAUUAACCAAAGAGGCCCACUGGCUGCAUUCUGUUCAACCAGAUGGAAGAAACACUAAAGUUUGUCAGUCAGAGCCACAGAGCGCUGAUUUGUCCCAAUGUCAUCACUCAGGGAAUUUUGUCUUCCCAUCUAGUACCAGCUUUGAAUCAGAUUCUUCCCUAUUGGAUUUGAAGACCAACUUAGAAGAGGAAAAAUUAGUUAAAGAAGCUGCUUCUCAAGUGCAAGAAACAUUUCAAGCCAGCAUUUCAGUAGCCUCCAACAUCCUUGGACUUGAAAACAUGCAAGCUGAACAGUACCAAAUGGCUUUUUCCUGUUUCAAACUGGCUGCAGAUCACAACUAUAGCAAAGCUCAAUACAAUGUAGGAUUAUGCUAUGAAUAUGGAAGAGGCACCACAAAGGACAUGACUAAGGCAAUCCUCUAUUAUCAGCGGGCAGCUCAUCAGGGACACCUCUUGGCCCAAUACCGCUAUGUUAAAUGGCUUUUCUGUUGCUGGUGCAAAGCAGCUAUGCAGAACCAGAAUGAAUUACCACUGAAAGAAAGAAUUUGUCUGUCCAGUCCCUGCCUUCAGAGUCUUGGUCAGCCACUGAGUGCUCACUUGGGACAGCCAGCUGUUGGCUUGCUUCGCUCAUGGAGUAUAGGACAUCUGGAAGAUAUGGCAGAUAAUUGUGAACUGCAAUCCUUUGAUGAAGUCUCCAUCAAACUACAGCCUUUCCCCUGCUGUUCAGUAGUUGAUUAACAUGGAUCAUGAGGAAACUUUCUUUUCAAGAAACUACAAAAAUAUUGUUAUGGUCCUAACUUAUUUUUUAUACGAUUAGAACCAGAUAGACAUUUUGAAGUUAUAUUUAUUUGUCUCAUAAAUGUAUAACUUCUUUAUCUGGUACUGAGGUAAAAAGUUGUUAUCAUUGAAUAUUAUAACCAAACCCAGGUUGGAUGUACUAUAUCAUCCUACAAAUUUCUGUCCUCACUAACAUCAGGAAAGCAGAAGUAUUAAUAUGCUACAUGAUAACUUUUCUACAAACUUGAAAAAUAGUCACCAAGCUAAUUGCCUUCAUUAAAUGUAUUGGAGAAAAUUUGUA
This is a messenger RNA of Pseudonaja textilis, 1393 nucleotides long. RefSeq names its product DAP3 binding cell death enhancer 1 (gene DELE1). The record is from RefSeq and is a predicted model, not a curated record. Gene Ontology annotation, molecular function: protein binding. Lineage: Eukaryota; Metazoa; Chordata; Lepidosauria; Squamata; Elapidae. Gene Ontology annotation, biological process: extrinsic apoptotic signaling pathway via death domain receptors. Gene Ontology annotation, cellular component: mitochondrion.